Schistosoma turkestanicum is the source of this 756-nucleotide messenger RNA. The record is from the annotation of a GenBank genome assembly. Lineage: Eukaryota; Metazoa; Platyhelminthes; Trematoda; Strigeidida; Schistosomatidae.
AUGAAACAAAUGAAUUUGAAUCACAGAGGUUUUGCCGAUGAUUCAUAUAAUCCGCAUACAGACUCGAUAGUUAAUUCCAUUCAUGAAUUUCAUUUUGAUGGCCUUGCUGGUGUGACUUUCGAGUCUUGGUUUAAGAAGUAUGAGGAUUUGUUCAAGGUCGACCUCAACAAUCUUGAUGACGCCACCAAAGUGAGAAUCCUUUUGAGAAAGCUCGGCACAAUCGAACACGAACGUUAUAGUAAUUUCAUCCUCCCAAAGAAUUCACGAGAUUUCUCUUUUGAUGCUACAAUUGAUACGCUGUCGCAAAUCUUCUCUGAACAGUCAUCUCUCUUUAAUAUUCGUUAUCAAUGCCUCAAAAUAAUCAAGUCAAAUGAAGAUGACUGGGUAAAGCAUGCUGGCUUAGUAAAUCGUGAAUGUGAACGAUUUAAAUUAUCAUCAAUGACGGAAGAUCAGUUUAAGUGCCUUGUGUUUGUGUGCAGCUUACAAUCUCCCGACGAUGCUGAUAUAAGAACCAGAAUCCUAAGUAAAAUUGAACAGUGCCCAAACAUCUCGCUUCAAGAAAUAACUGCAGAGUGCCAGAGAUUAGUAAACUUGAAGCAUGAUACCUCCAUGGUCGAAAACAAUGGCCGUGCAUCAUACGUGCAUGCCGUUAGUGAAAAGAAAAAUUCCGGCUCACAAAAGCAUCACAAGAGCACAGACAACCAGCCCUCAUCUCCAUGCUGGUCAUGUGGAGGUUGGCACUACAAGAAGUUUUGA